Molecule: messenger RNA, 1039 nt
Organism: Cucurbita pepo subsp. pepo (vegetable marrow)
Lineage: Eukaryota; Viridiplantae; Streptophyta; Magnoliopsida; Cucurbitales; Cucurbitaceae
Source: RefSeq, a predicted model, not a curated record
CUUCAAUCAAUCUAAAAAAGGCGCGCUCACGAUACCUUCGUACGCUGCAACACUUCGUCUUCGUCGAGAAGUUUCUCUUCUCCGUCGUCUCUCCGAUGCCAACCUCUGCCGAUUCUUCUUCUUCUUCUUCUUCUUCUUCUUCUUCUUCUUCUUCUUCUUCUUCAUUUCUUGAUUGCGCUACUCCGAGGAGUCUGAGCGUUCAACUCGUGUCGAAAUCGGCGUCGGAUCGCCUUCUCGGCAAGUUUUUCGAUGCCUCGAAAUUCGACUUCGAUUACGAACAGAGUAGUUUGUGGUCUCCGCCGAUUCCGCGGCGAGUGUUUCUGGAUUCGCCGGUUGAUGUUUGCUCUGGUUAUGAGGUUCUCUCGAAGCUUGAGAAUGCGAAGAAGGCAUGGAGGAAACUUAUAACCUGUUUCGGAGGAUUUUGGUGUUCUUGGAAUCAUUGAUUCCACCUUACAACUUUUGAGCAAUUAUCUCCCAUUAUGAUCCGCGAUUCAAAAUGAUUCGGGAAAAAAAAAAGAAGAAAGAAGAGAAAUUAGGCUUCUCUUAUGAGUUUCUGUUAAUUGUUUUCUUACCAUUGAAGGAAGAAAAAGAAGAAAUCAAAAUUCACGAAUCUUAUAAUUUUACUUCCAUUUGUCAGAAGUAUGGAAAACAUGAAGAAUAUUCACAUUCUUUGGCUUCUCAUUUUGGCACCGCAGAAUUUGAAUUUGGUAUAUACAGUUGUCCUUCGAUCUCAGACAUGCUCAGUACUGUUGCAACUGCAAGGGGGGGAUGUUUAAAGCAGAAGAACGAAAGGGAGAUUCAGAAAACUCUGCAAUUGUCUGGGCAGGUAAGGCCAGAAUAUCUGCCUUUGCUUUUUGGUUAAGCUAAAGCACAUUCGGAACAGCCACCUACCUACACCAUGCACUGCUUUUUGCUUUUUCUUCUGAUUAUAAUCCUCCUUUUGUCUAUUGUAAGCUUGGAUUAGAUUCCUUUCAAUUCGUACUCUUUUCGUUCCUCAUACAUAUUCAUACAUAAAAUGUUCACUAGUGCUGUUGGUGAG